AUAUUCAGCUAUUUUGGUAUUCUGGUUGGCUUCUAGAUCCGUCGAGAAUGUCAGAACAGACGGCGACUAAUGGCAAUAGGUAAUGGAUGCACACCUGGCCUCUCCUCUGGCCGGGUGUGCGGGCGUCCGUCACCCGCGUCCCGAACGCGAAGAAGGGCUACUGGCCUGGCGCGAGCCACGGGCCCUAGGCUUGAACUGGCACACCGGUGACAUACGCGCACACACCCACACACGAGUUGGGUGUCAUGGUGCCUCCUGUCUUCAUCCCACGGUCUACGCGCACCACACCACACCACUACCGGCUCAUAUGACGACCAUCCAUUGUGCACGAUCAGACCGGCAGAAAGGCGGUCGACACGAGGGGAAAAUCAGGAUUGAGUCGAUUCUUCAGCCUUCCACCGAAAGAGCCACGAGAGGGUUUUAUAUCGUAAUCCAUCCGGCUAUGCCCAAUAGCAAUAUGCGGGCGGAUGACUUCACCUCUUCUCCUCAGGGGGGGGUGUCUACCACCCUACAUACGCACGCGCUAGUGCAUCAGAUCUCUACUCAUGUACUUCGCUAUGCCUGCUCGCUCUGCUUACGUAGAACGGGGGGUGGGACGAGAUGCUCGGGUUCGCCCCAAGUUCCCAGUCGAAACCGGUCCCAUUUCAUGUGGCCAAGGGUUGGCAAGAAAGCUUGGCUGAAAUUGGGCAGGCCACCUCCUCCUCACCCAGCAAGGGUCAGUCGGCGAAUAGGAGAAUAGAGCCGGCUUGGGGGGAGGGACCCUUCGGUUUCGCUUUGUUCGUAAUGUAGGUAGUUGAGGGCGAGUCCAGCCGCAACAUUCGAACUGUC
This is a messenger RNA of Durotheca rogersii, 828 nucleotides long. RefSeq lists its product as uncharacterized. Gene Ontology annotation, cellular component: membrane. The record is from RefSeq and is a predicted model, not a curated record. The transcript is spliced from 2 exons. NCBI's taxonomy places the organism in Eukaryota, Fungi, Ascomycota, Sordariomycetes, Xylariales, Xylariaceae. Bases 83 to 739 code for a protein of 218 amino acids.